Electrophorus electricus (electric eel) is the source of this 3973-nucleotide messenger RNA. RefSeq names its product frizzled class receptor 7a (gene fzd7a). Gene Ontology annotation, molecular function: Wnt-protein binding; Wnt receptor activity. Gene Ontology annotation, cellular component: plasma membrane. NCBI's taxonomy places the organism in Eukaryota, Metazoa, Chordata, Actinopteri, Gymnotiformes, Gymnotidae. Gene Ontology annotation, biological process: non-canonical Wnt signaling pathway; canonical Wnt signaling pathway. The record is from RefSeq and is a predicted model, not a curated record.
GAAUCAGUUGGAGUCCACUGUCUUGCUUACAACCUAUUUGACAACAACUUAUUUCUUAUUCAAAUAAUAAGAAAGCAAGAAUUUACUUCUUGACUGGUCAUACAAAUUGAGAAUGGAGAGGUGCAUAGUGAGUGUGAGCUGUGUGAAUGGGUGUGGCUUUACACUCCAACACUGAAACUUCCUCUGACAUUCAGGUAAGAGCUCCUGGGGACAAUUUGUCACGCCACUGCUGGAUAACAUUGGAUUCAUGCUUGAAACUAAAUAAAUAAUAAAAAGAUAAUACUAGGACAAGAAAGGUAAUGUCAGAUGUAAAUGUCCUAAGGCAGGAACACGUGUGAAUUGGAAAUUGAUUUUUUUUUUUUUCAAAAAGGAAAGUCUGCAUAGUAUUAUGAAGUGCCUAAUUUAUUGUACACCUGCAUCUUUUCGGCUUGUGAAAAUGCUCUACCGCAACGUGAAUUGUAUUAUUACUGUCUUAUCCAGACAUAAUUAAUGUCGAUUAGCUUAAUAAUUAAUAGUCUAAUUUGUAGGGUUUUUUGUGACCAUCCACCGAAUGCUCCACAAGGUAAAAUAGCAAUCCACGUUCGAGUUCAUGUCCAUAAAAGCCAAAGCAUUUGCUUCGCAUGUAAAUCCGUUUUGAACCGACUACAAGGUUAUGGGUACACCCAGGACACAAGCUACAACGUUUCACUCCAGAAAAUGCAGAGGGGAAACUUUCUGAUAGUUGAGACCCUCUGCAAUUACUUUCUUCGGCCAAUCAGGAGCAAGAAGCAAAGGAAAACAAAGUAUGUGAUUGGACUAAAAGUCUCGGUUUCAAGGCGCCCCAUAAGAGGGGCAGUGAGUCUGAAUGAGGGGUACCUGGAAACCGCCGGCGCACAUUACAGUCUGUACGCUGAGCUCGUGCGCAAAAGCUUCCAGGGAGAGGUACGCGUGCGCGACCCCGAACAGACGCGCGGUAGAGAGACGCUGCUGCACGGAGAAAGACCCGCGUCCUGCAAAAGCGUGUGUCUCCUGCUCCGAAAUCGACGGAGAAGCCCUGGAGGAGAAGUAUGUGUCUGGCGCCCAGAAACAUGCAGGGGUCUUUGUGAACGCUGUGACCAAUGGAAAAGUUAACCUCGAGAAGAGCUUAGUGGACUUACACUCUUAAAUGCAGUUUUCUGGAUUCCACGAAAACGCAACUUUCUGACCACGAUAAGCAGUUUGCACACAGGGACUGUAACGUCCUGCCCGAGAGAUUGGGCUCCGUGUUUGUUCCGACUGAGAAGGGAUUCGUCCUAACUUCUGCUGAACAUGCUUGCUUGGACGCCACGAGUAACUUGGUGUUGAGAAGACGACGCAGGCGAAGACUUAGGACUUGGAAGGCAUUUUCUUUACCUGCAAUCGUGAGAAGUCGUUUUCUCGCUAAUAUUUUUGCGCUGUCGAAUCGCAGUACCACAGUGAGGGCGAAGUGAAAACAAUUUGAUCGAUCCGUUAUUUUUCCUUUGAUUUAUUUUAGAAUGAUGGCUUGUGCCAAAAUACCGGUCUUUGCGGGGACUGUUGGAUAUUUCUUUCUGACUUUGUGUCUGUGUUUCCAGCCAAGUAGCGCUCAAUAUCACGGAGAGAAGGGGAUCUCCAUUCCCGAGCACGGCUUCUGCCAGCCUAUUUCUAUACCGCUUUGCACGGACAUCGCAUACAACCAGACUAUCAUGCCGAACCUUUUGGGUCACACCAACCAGGAGGAUGCCGGGUUGGAAGUGCACCAGUUUUAUCCCCUGGUGAAGGUGCAGUGCUCGAUGGACUUGAAGUUUUUCCUGUGCUCGAUGUACGCGCCGGUGUGCACGGUUCUGGAGCAAGCCAUCCCCCCGUGCCGCUCCUUGUGCGAGCGCGCGAGGCAAGGCUGCGAAGCGCUCAUGAACAAGUUCGGUUUCCAGUGGCCCGAGAGACUGCGCUGCGAGAACUUCCCCGUCCAUGGCGCCGGUGAGAUAUGCGUUGGUCAGAACACGUCGGAGACCGGAGGCCCCACGUCUGACCCGACGCCUUACGUGCCCGAACUGAUCACACUGCCGCCCAACAUAGGCAAACCCAGUCAGCAAUUCACGUGCCCGUUGCAACUGAAAGUCCCCAGUUAUCUGAACUACUACUUCAUGGGGGAAAAAGACUGCGGCGCUCCAUGCGAACCCACCAAGCCCAACGGCUUGAUGUAUUUCCGAGAAGAGGAGGUAAAGUUUGGUCGGCUUUGGGUGGGCAUUUGGUCGAUUUUGUGUUGCGUGAGCACUUUGUUCACUGUACUUACAUACUUGGUGGACAUGAGACGGUUCCGGUACCCAGAGAGACCCAUCAUCUUUCUCUCUGGCUGCUACUUCAUGGUGGCUGUUGCCUAUGCAGCAGGUUUCUUCCUGGAAGACAAAGUCGUUUGCAUCGACAAAUUCAACGAUGACGGCUACAAGACUGUAGCACAGGGAACGAAGAAAGAAGGGUGCACCAUUCUUUUCAUGAUCCUUUAUUUCUUCGGUAUGGCGAGCUCCAUUUGGUGGGUCAUUCUCUCCCUUACGUGGUUCCUCUCUGCGGGAAUGAAGUGGGGGCACGAGGCCAUUGAGGCCAACUCUCAGUACUUCCACCUCGCCGCCUGGGCCGUCCCCGCGGUCAAGACCAUCACGAUCCUGGCCAUGGGGCAGGUGGACGGCGACCUCCUCACCGGGGUGUGCUACGUCGGCAUUUACAAUGUGGACUCGCUGCGCGGGUUUGUCUUGGCGCCCCUUUUCGUCUACCUCUUCAUCGGCACCUCCUUUCUCCUGGCGGGGUUUGUGUCCCUGUUCCGGAUCAGGACCAUCAUGAAGCACGACGGCACGAAGACGGAGAAGCUGGAGAAGCUGAUGGUGCGCAUCGGGGUGUUCAGCGUACUUUACACCGUCCCUGCAACUAUAGUAAUCGCCUGCUAUUUCUACGAGCAGGCAUUCCGCGAGCACUGGGAGAAAACCUGGCACAUGCAGACCUGUAAGCGCUUUGCUGUACCCUGUCCUGUCAAUAAUUUUGCUCCCAUGUCCCCAGACUUCACUGUUUUUAUGAUUAAGUAUCUGAUGACCAUGAUUGUGGGCAUAACAUCUGGGUUUUGGAUAUGGUCUGGCAAAACACUGCAGUCUUGGCGCAGGUUUUAUAAAAGACUCAGUAAUAGUAACCAGGGUGAGACAACAGUAUGAAACGAGAGAACCUGUGAGUCACACACACAUACACACACACACGCGUUGAGAUUUUAAGGUUUGAGAGGCCUGGAUGACCCUUUUUUCCUGAGACAUUUUCUCCAUAACAGAGCGCAAGCAUAGAACUGAACUCAAGAUCAAGCCAAACUAAUAUGCUUAAGCUAUGUGAACAGUCAUUUGCUUUGUACAUUUUUUUUUGGGGGGGGGGGGUGAAAAUAGAAUUGUGUGGACACUUAUGUGCGCCAAGAUGCUCCCAAAAUUACAGACAGCUGUUUGACCAUGCCGUCUCCCCCCCCGUCUGUGAGAAAGAUAUUUGACUAUAUCUCUAUGUAACAGUAUAAUUUACACAUGUGAUCUCUUCAGAUUAAGACAUAUAGGCCUACAUUUUGAAACAGUGCUCUAUUUGGCACAACAUGCCUAAUUCUCAUUACUGUGGAAUCCUGAUUCUAUAAUUGAAAGUUGAACAUGUUUUGCCUUACAAAUGUAUCCUCUCUAGUUUUAUAUGGACUUGUAUCACUUUCACAGCCUCUCGCUGACAAUCAUGCAUAGUUCUGUGGCACAAAUGGACUGACAAAUGCGCAUUGGGGUUGUGGGCUAUAUGCAUGUGUACAGCUGUGAAAUUAUGCAAGCUCCUUUUUAAACUACGUAACAUGUAAAUAAUCACCUUUUCCUAAAGAGUAUAUGUAUUUAUGAAGAUAAUCUUGCAAUCUUGCUGUUUUUUACUUGAUUUUUAAAACAAAAUUGGUAAGAGGUCAUUUGUAUAUGUACAGUUUCACUGAAUAAAAUGAUUAGAUUUUUAA